Molecule: messenger RNA, 4067 nt
Organism: Cottoperca gobio
Lineage: Eukaryota; Metazoa; Chordata; Actinopteri; Perciformes; Bovichtidae
Gene: oprk1
Product: opioid receptor, kappa 1
Exons: 4
Coding region: 167-1378 (403 amino acids)
Biological process (GO): G protein-coupled opioid receptor signaling pathway; neuropeptide signaling pathway; sensory perception of pain
Cellular component (GO): neuron projection; plasma membrane
Molecular function (GO): dynorphin receptor activity; neuropeptide binding
Source: RefSeq, a predicted model, not a curated record
UGCGCACCUUCGGGGACGCAGCGGUGGCACAGGCAGUGCAUUUUCUGCUCGUCCACACACUCACUACCCAGAAACCUUUUCUUUCUGCCAUAUUUUCACUAUCCAGAAUUUUAACCUGUAUCUGAGCGUCCAAUAAGAAACUCCUACUCAGUGUUGUUGUAUAUGCAUGAACUUUUUUGGAAGCAGAACAACAGUUGAGCCGUCAGCAGCAGCCCGGCCGGUGCAGGCAGCGUUCAGCACUAUGGAGAGCAGCGUGGUGCACAUCUACAAAGAGGACAGGUGUCCCUCGGGCCAACCGGAGGACUGUUUUCCAAACUUCACCGAUCAACCAGGAUCAUCGGACAUCUUCAACUACACACCCAACGGCACCUGGGACGCUGAACCCGAGCCCAUGUCACCCAUCAUCCCCAUUAUAGUGGCGGUGUACUCCGUGGUGUUUGUGGUGGGCUUGGCGGGCAAUUGUUUGGUGAUGUAUGUCAUCAUUAGAUACACCAAAAUGAAAACAGCCACCAACAUCUACAUCUUCAACCUGGCUGUGGCCGACGCUCUGGUCACCACCACCAUGCCCUUCCAGAGUACCGACUACCUGCUCAGCUCCUGGCCGUUUGGCGAGGUGGCGUGCAAAGUCUUCAUCUCCAUCGAUUACUACAACAUGUUCACCAGCAUCUUCACCUUGACCAUGAUGAGCGUGGACCGCUACGUCGCCGUGUGCCACCCCGUCAAGGCCCUGGAUUUCCGCACGCCCGUCAAGGCCAAGAUCAUCAAUGUGAUCAUCUGGGUGCUGUCGUCUGCUGCCGGGAUCCCUGCCAUGAUCCUGGGCAGCACAAAGACCCAUAACGGGACUACAGAGUGUGCCCUGCAGUUCCCUGAACCCUACAGCUACUGGGAUACCCUGAUGAAGAUCUGUGUCUUCAUCUUUGCCUUUGUGGCACCCGUCAUCAUCAUCACCGUCUGCUACACGCUGAUGGUACUGCGUUUGAAGAGCGUGCGCCUGCUGUCAGGCUCACGAGAGAAGGAUCGCAACCUCCGCCGGAUCACCCGCCUGGUUCUGGUGGUUGUCGCCGUCUUUGUGGUGUGCUGGACGCCCAUCCACAUCUUCAUCUUAGUCAAGGCGCUGUCUGGCAACGUCCCUGAGACCACCGCCGUCAUGGCCGCCUACUUCUUCUGCGUGGCGCUAGGCUACACCAACAGCAGCCUCAACCCUAUUCUCUACGCCUUCCUGGAUGAGAACUUCAAGAGGUGCUUCAGGGACUUCUGCUGCCCUGGCACCAAAGGACACGGAGACUCUCAUGUUGUGAGCCGUGUGAGGAGCACCCUGCGGGACCACUCACGUCCCACAGAAGCCCGGGGAAACAUGAGGCAGGCCAGGCCUGUAUGACUAGCCAUGGACACGUCCACUAUGCCCUGUCAAGGCUGGGAGGACUCCAAUGACCUGCUGACUCAAGUCACCACGGCUAUCUGAGAGAAAAUGGAGGUCUAGUUAUUAUUUAUUUAUCCAAAAGCAGUUUCACUUAAAGGUCCAGUGUGUAGGAUCUAGUGGCAUCUAGUGUUGAGUGAAUACCCCUCCGCUCCAGAGAGCCUUCGUUGGCCUUCAGGUAACGUAAAAACGUCAAAGGUCAUCUUUCAUUUCUGCCAAUAAUUCCCCCUAAAUCCUACACACUGGCCCUUUAAAGGAUAAUAUGGAGAUAUCCUACAUUCUAUGUGUUUCCAUGAAGUUGACGUUUGGAAAACUAUAGAAUAACAUCAGCCUUAUCCUUUAAAGUGACGUUGAGAUUAAAAGCCUUUGAGACAGUGAAGAGCAAAGAGGACUCUGGGAUAACAGCCCAGCUUGAUACUAAAUCAAAUAUUUUCAAAUUGUAUAAAAUCUGAAAUCUAACUAAAGAAAAUGACUUAAUGAUGAAAGAUGUCGAGAAAAGACAAACCAAAAAUGAUUUAUUAUUAUUAUUAUUAUUAUUAUUAUUAUUAUUAUUAUUAUUAUUAUUAUUAUUAUUAUUAUUAUUAUUAUUAUUAUUAUUAUGUAGCUUGACACACCUAUAGGGUUUCACAUCAAAAUGAUUCAUGUAGUUCUCACAUGCAUAAAAAGAUCAACUGGUGUUUUGUGCACCAAAUGAAAAGACUUAUUAUUUGGGGAACCUUCUGCAUUACGAGCAUUGUUUUUAAACUGAUUGUGUUUCAUGUGAAGUGUAUUUUGGUGCUUUGCUGUAUUGAACAUGUGUUAAUAGUCUUUAUCAUUGGCAGUAAACCCAUGUGGAAUAAUUAAUAACCUCUCAGGGAUCAUCUUGUGUAAAUCACCACAAGAAGAAACCCAAUCAAAGUAUUUUCUCCUUGACAAGAUGGCUGACUUUGAUGGGGCUUCGGUGUCGAAACGGUGUGCUCAGUUUACAUCUUACAUGGCUCCACACCUUUCAUUUUAACGACGAGGUGUCGAAUAUUAUACAUAGUGUUGUCAUGUUCUCACCUUGUCUGAAAUACUAGAACAUGUGGACACUGGGUUAAAGGAAACAGCUCACGUUAUGACAAUAACAUACAGUCUCUACACGACAUGCCUUUUGGUGCAAUUUAAUGUUUAUACUGUAAAUCUCUGCUUGUCCGCUAGAUAACAACGAAUUUGUGAGUUUAGUCUCAUGGAAAAAACAAAACAUGUGGAUUACUGUCUUGGUUGUUCCUGAGUUAUUGUAGCUUUUAUAGGAGUCACCAGAUCAACCAGAAUUCAUCAAAUCAAAGGCUUGUGAUGUUUUUUCUUAUUGUACAGCAACUCAAUAAUGUAUUUAUCUGUCUAAAUCUGAUACAGUAGUUAGAGCAGAACAUGUGUUUGUGUGCCUUAUCUUAUUUGGCCUUUGAACUCUUAGCUAAGCUAUUUUGCUUGCUCUAAAAGAUCAGCAAUUAGCCACGUCCAUUUUUGUGGUGCCUUUUUUCCCCCUCGAAUAGUAUGAAAGUAUAUCCUGGUAUAAGCUUACUGCUUAAAGUUAUUGUAGCAUUAUCUCUAAGAAAAUGGAAGUCUUACAGAGGACAUCCCACUGUCGGUUACAGUUUGUGUUUCUUAUACUGUCAAUUACUCGAUAGACAAGAUUGUGUUCAUAAACAAGCGCCCAGGUCUGAGCACUGUGUCCUGAAUGUAUAAUGUGCUGCUGCAUUAUAAAUGUAUUGUAUCUGUUGGAUAUUUUUGCUGUAUCUUUUAGCUUUGAAUAUCAAAACACAUGUGCAACAACGUUACAAUAAAGCGGUAGAAUGUGAGCUUGCUUUCUUUACAGAUAUCACAAGAGGGAAGAAGCGUUUCCUUUCUGUCCUUCAUGAUAUAAAGGUGGGGUCAAGGAAGAGAAAUAUGGAGUAGCAUCAGAACACAGCCAUGACAUUGUGUCCUCAAAGAUACCAUUAUUUAUUUAUUUUAUCCUGUAUUCUCUUCAACUAAGACACAAAGUAAGAGUUUAUUUCUCCUGUUGGUGGCCUUUGUAAUGACCAGCCGCCGCUUGUUGAUGAUCUUAUGGAUGCUGCUGCUCUAAAUUUGGGAUUUACUCAUUAUACUUUCUUGCUCAGGUGUGAACAGGGUGUAUCUCGAACAUUUUCAAGGUAGCAGCUCAGGUUGCAGUAGAAAUAAAGGCUAUACUCAAUAUAAAUAUGCAUUAAAUUCAUCUAAUUACAACCUGUGUUGUCUAAUUAAGCUAUCAUAGGCCCGUGCUGGUAGCAUUACAUGUGGUGUCUAAUUACAGCAUCAUUUAGCAGUAAGGGCAGUAAAGUAACUGUAAUAGCUCAGUAUUUGUAUGCAUCGUAUAAAGGUAUGUUUAUACAAGCCACUUUACGUCGCCCUGCACUUUAUUGUUUCAUAUGCAACUUAAUUUUAUACAUCAUGGAAAUACUACUGCCACUGAUUGUCUGAACAUUUGUCACUUCAACUUAUUUAUACCUGUUGAUUUAAACAUAUAGACCAUGUCAUGACCUCACAUUAUCCCUCUAUUUCUGUGCAGUUUAGCUACUACAAGAUCCACCAUCAUCCCACCAUGGAUGAAGAGUCAUUUUGUUUAUGGCUGCCACUGUCAUAAAAGAGAUUUGUGACAUCAUAAGUAUUUUGU